CUCUUUUAUCCAAAUCAACUGAUCAGAGAGAGAGAGAGAUAUGUGUUCAUUAGAGAAACGUGGUCGGCUUUUCAUACUAAAACUCACCGGCGACGGCGAACACCGUCUCAACCCAACCUUACUCGACUCUCUCCGUUCCAACAUCAACAAGAUCCGUUCCGACAAAUCAUCUUCAGAAUCAGUACUCAUCACAACAUCAGAUGGUAAGUUCUUCUCCAACGGCUACGAUCUCGCUUUAGCCAAAUCAAACCCAUCUCUCUCUGUUCCAAUGGACUCAAAACUCAGAUCUUUAGUCGCCGAUCUCAUCUCUCUCCCUAUGCCAACCAUCGCCGCCGUCACAGGUCACGCCUCCGCCGCGGGAUUUAUUUUAGCGAUGAGUCAUGAUUACGUGUUGAUGCGUCGUGACAGAGGUUUUUUGUAUAUGAGUGAAUUGGAUAUUGAUUUGGAAGUUCCGGCGUGGUUUAUGGCUGUGAUUAGGUUAAAGAUUGGUUCUCCGGCGGCGAGGAGGGAUGUUAUGUUGACGGCGGCUAAAGUGACGGCGGAUAAAGGUGUGGAAAUGGGUGUUGUUGACUCGGCGUAUGAUAGUGCGGCGGAGACAGUUGAAGCCGCCGUUAGGUUAGGUGAGGAGAUUGUUAGGCGAGGUUGUGAUGGACACGUGUAUGGUAAGAUGAGAGAGAGUCUUUUAAGAGAGGUUCUUGUCCAUACGAUUGGUUUAGAUGAGAGCGGUUCGAGUAGGGUGCGAAACACUGGAUCGAAACUUUGAAGAGACCGAAGCCUACGUGUUUUGUUUGUUGUACUUUGGUACGAGAUUGUCUUUUUUAACUUGUUGUAAUAAUGUCAACUUAAUUUUAACUAAUGAGAAAUUUGCUACUUCCUCA
Messenger RNA from Capsella rubella, 878 nucleotides. Its product is annotated as enoyl-CoA delta isomerase 1, peroxisomal. The transcript has a single exon. Gene Ontology annotation, biological process: fatty acid beta-oxidation. Gene Ontology annotation, molecular function: delta(3)-delta(2)-enoyl-CoA isomerase activity; enoyl-CoA hydratase activity. Gene Ontology annotation, cellular component: peroxisome. NCBI's taxonomy places the organism in Eukaryota, Viridiplantae, Streptophyta, Magnoliopsida, Brassicales, Brassicaceae. The record is from RefSeq and is a predicted model, not a curated record. The coding region runs from base 41 to 763 and encodes 240 amino acids.